AGCUUAAUCAUUUCAUCAACUCAUUGCGAAGGCUUGGCAAAUAUCAGACAGAAUAAGAUGUGGCUGAAGUCUCUAUGGAUGACUGUGAAUUAGAUUUGUUAUUAAAAGAGUUGGAGGCUGAUUAUACGGAUGCCCUUAAAUAUGUUGAUCGUGAAUUGGAGAAAAAAACCACCACUUUGGUGGUUGAUGAUUAUGAGCGACUUCAGAAAAUUGGGCAGGGAACAUUUGGUGAAGUGUUCAAAGUUCGCCAUCGAGUUACUAAACAACAUUAUGCUUUGAAACGACUUAAAACAGAGCAAGAAACAGAGGGUUUUCCAGUUACUGCUCUACGAGAAAUUAGAAUUCUCAGCUCACUUUCCCAUGAAAAUGUUGUGCGUUUGCGAGGCGUUUGUCAUAAAAAAGCUGCCCCUUCUAGCAACUACAGGUACGAGUUCUAUCUUCUGUUCGACAUUUGUGAGCAUGAUCUAGCAGGUCUAUUAGCUCAAAAAGUCGAGUUCAGUCUCCCAGUGAAGAAAAGCAUAAUGCAACAGUUGCUUACGGGACUUUACUUUUUACACAAAAAUAAUGUUCUUCAUCGUGACUUAAAAACAUCUAACAUACUAAUUGAUCGUGAAGGUGUUUUAAAAAUAGCAGAUUUUGGUUUGGCAAGGCUUACAGUCACUUCUAUUCGACCUGACCGUGCUUCUCGUUAUACUGGUCGCGUAGUAACUUUAUGGUAUCGACCUCCAGAAAUUUUGCUCAAUGAUCGUUAUUACGGAAGACCGGUAGAUAUAUGGGGUGCUGGUUGUAUUAUGGCUGAGCUUUGGACAAAUUACCCAAUUAUGCAAGGUGAGAAUGAACUUCUUCAACUCAAUUUAAUUAUUCAACUUUGUGGUUCUAUCACACCGGAAGUUUGGCCAGCUGUUCAGAAUUUAGAAACUUAUCAAAAAAUAAAGUUACCCAAAGAUGUUAAACGUCAUGUCAAAGAAAAAUUGACACCACAAAUUCCAUGUCCAUCAGCUGUUGACUUAAUUGACAAAUUAUUAGUAUUAGAUCCAAAUAAACGUUUGGAUGCUGAUCAAGCUUUAUCACAUGAUUUUUUCCAUGAAGAUCCACCUCCUGGUGAUUUAAGCUGCCUUUCAAAGAAUGGUGCUUCAUUUUUAGAGUAUUUAGGACAAGCUAAUAGAGCUAGACGUGGAUUAGCAAAUAAUUACCGUAAUGUUGCUAAUCCUAAUUUCCCAGCUAGGCGAGGUCCAAAUGUUAUGGUCCCUGGACCUGUACCAAAUCAACAAAUUAUUAACCAACCAUAUCAACGUUAUCGUGGUCUUCCACCAGAUCAAGAUUCAUCUAACAUCAAUGAUCGUAUAUUUUAA
This is a messenger RNA of Schistosoma curassoni, 1352 nucleotides long. NCBI's taxonomy places the organism in Eukaryota, Metazoa, Platyhelminthes, Trematoda, Strigeidida, Schistosomatidae. The record is from the annotation of a GenBank genome assembly.